AUGUCGGCUUUGAACCAAAGUAACAUUCCAGACCUCACUGGAACCUGGGUUUUUAAUCGAAAAUUGUCCGAUGAUCCGGAUGAAGUUUUUGCCUUGCAAGGGGUAUCUGGUAUCAUCCGGAAGGUAUUGAAAUAUGCUCGGCUUUCGUUGGAAAUUUGCCAGACAACUGGCCCAGUCGAGAGUCCCAGCACAGAUGAAACUCGCAAUGGAGAUGCUUUUGUGUCCGGCGAACCCACGGUAACAUCGCUUCAAGUCAAGCAAAUCGUCAAUCCUGGCGGAUUCGACAGCCAGGGGUGUUACAUCGUGGAUGGACGGAUGCAGGAUUUGACGGUGCCAGUUUUCGGCACUGUUCGGACGCAGUUGAAGUUUGUUGAUAUCCACGAAGUUGGUGACGACUCAAUUCGUCAAGCAUUCGAGAUCGCAAACUACAGCGAGAAAGUCAUUCAAGAACUAGCCCACGACAUUCCGAAGCCGUCGGCUCGCGAUCAGUCCAAGACCUGGGAGGCAGAAGUUAUCUGGGCAUUCGAAAACAUCGACGGAAAAAGAUGUCUGACCCGGAAUGUUAGCAUAGUUGGGGGCGAGAAAAAAAUCACCGUGAAGAUGAUCUAUGACAAUCGGGUCUGA
Messenger RNA from Penicillium salamii, 624 nucleotides. Lineage: Eukaryota; Fungi; Ascomycota; Eurotiomycetes; Eurotiales; Aspergillaceae. The record is from the annotation of a GenBank genome assembly.